UUAUUGAGAAUCAAACGUGAAUAUUAUUAUUGUUCAGUUUUCGUUUUUACUUUGUCGUGAAAGGUGUGUUUGGCAUUCUUUGAACGAGAACAAAUCGUGAAGUUAUAUAUUUUUUGAAUAUAUGGUAUCAUUUUGUUAAUAGUUGAAGCACUACGACGUGUGAUGUGGCUAAAACAAAUAUGUUGUGAUCAAUAAUACUGCUCUAUCUGCACAAUCUGAUCGUGAAAAUAAAAACUGCUAAAAUAGGUUGUUAUAAAUUUCAUAUUUCGAUCAUUUGUGUAGAAACAUUUUUUGGAGCUAAACGGAUCAACUUUCGAUUAAGCACAACUAAACAUGCAGCGCUGGUGGUUCCUCGAAGAAAAAGAUACCGCUGCUAAUAGCGUAACAUCUUUAUCUUCAAAUGUGAAAAAAACUAAACCUUUAGAAACAGCUGGAGAUCGGAAAUACAACUUCCGUGUUUUAGUUAACUAUGAGUUGCUGAAAGAUGAAACGAUUGCCGUUACCGGAAACUGCGACGCUUUAGGCAAUUGGGAAGCAGAACGAUGCAUCCAGAUGCAACCGGAGAAUGACAGCGAGAACGUCUGGUGCAUAGAGAUCAAUUUACCUCAGAAUACUGCUGUUAGUUACAGAUAUUUGAUAUGUUCAAUUGACCCCAGUAGCGAAAACGUGCACGUGCGCCGUUUUGAAACUCAUAUUACUCCACGAUCUGUUCCGAACGACAGUACAACGAUACAGGAAACUAGAAUAGACACACUUGGUGAUAUCGAAGGUUCGGUCAAACUAGACAAGGGUUGGUUAACAACCGAAACAAUUAUACAGUUCAAGUUCUUCAACAAUCCUUUUUCGGUUAAGGAACGAAUUAAGAAUCGAUUACUUUACGUAAAGAUAACACCAAUGAACUUGCGCAUAAACGCAGAAUCACAUCAUUUAACGAGCCUAGAAGAGUCAUUAUCCAAUGAUACUCGAGAGAACGGAAUCGAACACCAGGCCUACGCUUUUAUCGAAUUGGUUUCUUUUCGAAAUCCCAAUUCGCUAUUCGAGCAACAAUCGCAGUUUGGUUGCCCGUAUCACCCUGAUGAUUUUAUAGUUUUUAACGUGACAGUAGCUGAGCCGGAGAAUGUUGCUUAUCUCGUGGACCUUUACGCCUAUAGUUCUAGAUCGACAAAGGAUGAUCCUCCAUACCACCUAGGCUAUCAUUAUAUUUUACCAAACUUUCUAAAGAAUUCUGAAGGAAUAUUAGAACUUCCAGUGACUUGCGCCACUAAACAUCGACCUUUAGGCAUGAUGCGUAUCGAGUAUCUAAAAGUUACACCGUUAUUAUCAUCCACAUGUAAUCUGGAAAAAUCUUACAUUCGCUACUGGAACAAAAGAUGGACUGGGUUAGAUGUAGGACAUCGUGGAUCCGGAACUAGCUUUAAGACGAGUGAAGGUAGUGUGAUCCGUGAAAACACUAUCGCCUCUCUGAAAAAAGCCGUAGCUCACGGAGCCGAUAUGGUUGAGUUUGAUGUUCAACUGAGUAAAGAUUUGGUACCUGUCAUCUAUCAUGAUUUUGAUAUUUAUGUCUCACUCAAACGCAAAACAACUCUCGAGACGAACGAUAUGUUGGAACUACCAAUGCGUGAAUUGACAUUAGAGCAGCUCAAAAACUUGAAGGUCUACCAUGUCGUAGAAGGUAGAAAUCGUGAAGCAAAGUUCUUUGAUGAAGAUCUUGAUGAGCAUCAGCCCUUUCCGCAGCUUGCCGAUGCGCUGGAGUUAAUUGACCCACACUGCGGCUUCAACAUCGAGAUAAAGUGGUCGCAAAAACUGAAAGACGGCAGGAUGGAGUCCGAUUUACACUUUGAUUCCAAUUUAUACGUUGAUUGUAUUUUAAAAGUCGUUCUAGAAAAGGCUGGUAGUCGUCGUAUUGUGUUUUCCUGUUUCGAUGCGGAUAUCUGCACUAUGCUACGACUGAAGCAAAAUCUGUAUCCCGUGAUGUUCCUCACUCUCGGUGUGACCAGCCGUUAUCCUAGUUAUCACGAUCCGCGAUGUAAUUCGAUUGAAAUGGCCGUAAUAAAUGCCUGUGCCACUGAACUGCUGGGAAUUGUGGCUCACACAGAAGACUUGUUGCGAGACCACUCUCAGGUCAACUUGGCAACCGAAAAAGGGUUAAUUAUUUUCUGCUGGGGCGAUGACAACAAUUGUAAAGAUACGAUUAAGCACUUGAAAAGCCUAGAAAUUCAUGCUAUUAUCUAUGACAAGAUGGACAUCUACUCAGAUAAGGCUGUUAAGGAAAGUGUAUUUUUAGUUGGUGCUCGUGAGUCCCAAGCUGCAAUUUUACAGCAAAUUGAUGUAGAAAACCGCCACGAGCAAAUUACGCAUCAAGAAUCACUUGACCAGAGCAGAACUAUGAUGAAAGCAGAUAUAACGGAUGUUUCUCUUGGCAGUUUUUGUGCAACGAAUUCUGUUUGAUUAUCGAUUGAAUCCUAGAAAAAUGAGAGAUUGAAGACAUCAAUAAUUGCUACUAGAGUAAUAACAAAUUAGAAGUUGCGCAAUCAUUUGAUAUUUAGGAAAUAGAUAUUUCAAAUUUACCGAAAAAUACUAACAACAAUAGAUGCAUUCUCAUAAUGUGGCGGUUUUGGGAAAUAGUAACCGUUGUUUACAACGUGUUUUCUGCUAUGUUCUUCAAGCCACAGUUUAAGAAUGAUUAAAAAUGACGAUUAUAGAAACGGGUUGCUAGUACCGUGAGGCGCCCUCAUUCCGUGCGGCUCCUUAUUCCGAGCACUUCGUAUCAAAAUUUAAAAAAAAUAUAUAAAAAUUAAAAAUAGUGAAGAUGAUUUUUGUAUACUUCCAAACAUACUUUUUGAAACAUCUUCUUAUAUUUGAUAUUUUUUUCACAUUUUGAUACGAGACGCACGGAAUAAGGAGGGCGCCUUACGGUAGUUUAUUAUUAUUUGUUUAUUUUUUACAAUAUGUUUUCUACCACGCUUUAUGAAGCCUUAGAUUUUUUGAGGAUAGCGAUUAUAGGUUGAUGAUAGAUUAAUUUUCUUGAGAUAUUUUGGUAUACCGUUAUUAUUAUCACUCCUUUUGCUCAGUAGAUUAUCAUACACCUACAUGGUGACUAAUAGGCCAUGAGAACUAUACAAAAUUAUUUUUCUAUAGGAAAAUGUUAAAGAAGUAUAAUAAAAUCAAUUGUUUUUAAAACUGUUUCGAGUAAA
Molecule: messenger RNA, 3194 nt
Organism: Wyeomyia smithii (pitcher-plant mosquito)
Lineage: Eukaryota; Metazoa; Arthropoda; Insecta; Diptera; Culicidae
Product: glycerophosphocholine phosphodiesterase GPCPD1
Exons: 7
Coding region: 334-2448 (704 amino acids)
Biological process (GO): glycerophospholipid catabolic process
Molecular function (GO): glycerophosphocholine phosphodiesterase activity; starch binding
Source: RefSeq, a predicted model, not a curated record